AUUCUCUUUUAUUUGUAUCUUGAUAACAACCACCCAUGCAUAUAUAUUCUCUUUUAUUUAUAUCGUGAUAACUGGUGUGUCGUAUACUCGUACCACACCUCGUGUCUGCAUGGUCCAAUAGAGUAGUGAGCCCGAUUGUACUGAUGUGAAUGCGCUUGAUUGGUAUAUAGUAGGCUCUAGCUGUAAAUCCACCAAUGGGAUCGCUUCGAUAUGGCCCACUGGGCAUCCCAUACUAUACUGUAUUUAGCUGUCUAUGUACCAAUGGCAAUACUUCGCUAUGGCCCACUAGGCAUACUAUACUUUACUUUACCAUACUAUACUAUACUAUACUAUACUAUACUAUAUUCGACUGUAAUGAGAACAAUCACUCCUUUGUAUAAACGCUUCAUGCACCCCUGUGAACCAUGUUGCUAACAGUCUGACCGGACGGAAUAGCUCUGUACGUUCCAGUGAGCGCUAUCCUCAAUUGUACCUGCAAGGUUGUCUUCUGCGGGACCCAACAGGCCAUACACUGAACACUGUACACACAACUGGCUAUGACGGUUUCUCUGCGGUAUGUUUGCAUUGUCUUCUGCGUGACCCAACAGGCGACACACUGUACACUGUAAAUGUAUUUUUGCAUGGUCCGAUAGGCGCCAGCCUUGAAUUGUACCCACAUAAAUGCCUAUGGCGGUUUCUCUGCGGUAUGUUUGUGUCCCUGAGCAGUUCACUGGAUGCUUGUGUGAUAUUGUCAGUGCUUGUACGUAUACUCCAAUAGGCUCUAGUAGCCGCCGUUGUACUAGUACUAAAGCUUCUGAGCAUGGCAUCGAUCAGUCAGCUACGGUUGGUUGUGUGCAAGGGACAAGCUUAUGCACAGAUACAUGUGUGCCCACACCCAUGCACGUUUCAGUGGGCCGUAGCCUCGAUUGUACUUGUGUCCACGAUCCGUGAUGCAAAUCCAAGAGCUGUUUGCGAGUGAGUUUAAACUCUGCGUGUGAGUGAGUUUAAACUGUGUGUGCGAGUGAGUUUAAACUGUGUGUGCGAGUGAAUUCAAACUGUGUGUGCGGGUGAGUUUUGAACCGAAGGCCAUUCCAGGUGGUCUCGCUACACUCUAUGAACCGGAUCGCCUUGAAUGAGAGUGGAGGGGUAGUCUCCACCUAUCACCCCCCAUGCACUGCGUGUCUGUGUACUAUAUCACACACCUAUCCACCCCCCAUGCACUGCAUGUCUCUGUGUAUAUCACACACCUAUCCACCCCCCCCCCUGCGUGUCUAUGCCGAUCACAGACUUCUCUAUCGAUUCAUCUGCAGGCAAACCUGCGGCUCCACAAUAAACUGCGUUUGCCGCAAGUGCCUUGAGCUCGAGUAGUGCUCAUCACCAUGGCAACCAAAGAUGCGUCGCACCACAACCACCCCAUCCUGUAGUGAGGGAGAGACCUGUACCAGUUGCUUAGCAACCACGAAUGGCUCCAAACCCACCCCCCACCUGAACAUCUCUCACAGCCACACCCAUUACAGAGCUGGUGUGCUAUGUUGCUGCCACCCAGCCUCGCCCUCAGCACCCACAACGGUCUCGACUGGUUGCCUGGAUACGGGACCGGUUGGGAUCUAUGCACACUCCAUCGCGUGGGCGUAUAACGGGCUGUAUGGUUGUACCCGCACACCGCGAUAUGCUCAGAUGGCACAGGACGUGUCCAGUAAUCUACGCGUAGAUAUUCUCUCGUCUUACACGUGUAAAGGUGGCAUUCGACAUGAGUGGCAGAGGAGUAGUGUUACCACUAGAGAUAUAGGUUAG
Sphaeroforma arctica JP610 is the source of this 1773-nucleotide messenger RNA. RefSeq lists its product as hypothetical. The coding region runs from base 1372 to 1773 and encodes 133 amino acids. The transcript is spliced from 2 exons. The record is from RefSeq and is a predicted model, not a curated record. NCBI's taxonomy places the organism in Eukaryota, Ichthyosporea, Ichthyophonida.